AUGUCUUCCGCGCGAGGCGCUACGGGCGCCGUUAAACCUAAACUACACAACGUAAACAACGUCUACGCAGGAAAAAAUCAGAACGCCGUCAAGGCGCCCGGUGUGGGCAAGCAUGGUGGGCUGCAGAGUCUUGGAAAACCAGCGGCAGUGGUACGUCGUAUGCCUCCACCGGCUACACUACCUUCACUAAGAGCUGAAAGUCAAGGACAAGAUCCAAAUAUUGCAAUAGUACCACAGGGUGGUACUGGUUGGGCUAAAGGAGAUACAAAUAUAACAAAUGGGCAAACAGCGGAUUUAAAAUCGGCGGCGAAGUCAUCAAGUUCAACAGGAUCUACAGCAGUAUCAAAUACAUUAGGCAGUGGAUUAAGUAGCGGUAGCGGACUGCAUACUACUGACCUAAGACCAACAUGGGCGAAACAGUCAAAUGUUGCAGAAAUGCAACCUGCAGCACAGCAGAAUGUGAGUGCAGUAUCAACCUCAUCACGAGAUUUCCCAUCACUUGCCGCUGCUACAGCAGCUACGGGGAAACAAGCGAGCAACGUGUUAAGCGAAAGUCUCAAACCUCAAAGAAAAAACCGUCUGCUUACAGAAUCCGGAAGUUGGCGAGCUGGAGGCAGUUCAACAUCAUUGAAAAACGAGAACGAUCUACAGGUAACGACACCAAAUUCGCAUUUGGUUUCGACUUAUCCGUUUGUUACUGCAGUUGCACGUAUCACAGAAAGACAAUUACCAUCUCGUUAUUACGAUACCAUGGCAUUGCCACCUCCACCACCUCCAAAUGGCUCAUUCCAAUUACCAAAAUUGCAGCCAACUUUAGCUCUUACGUGCUCUGGUCCUCUAGAUAUUUCGAGCAGUCAUGCGUCGCACUUGGGUUUGUUUAUUAUGACUUGCUUAGGCUCCACAAGUGCUUCAUCGCCGAUGCACCAUUAUUCAUCGAAUGUUGCUGUCUUACCGCCCAAUUACUCUCGACCGCCUCCCAAUUAUGUUCCAACACAGCCAGAUUCAGUGCGAAGCGGGUCAGGUUACGGUGCGCAAUCAAAAUUUGCAGAAAACGAAGCAGAUGGAAAGCAAGCUCAGCAGAAAAGUGGACUUGGCGACGAAGGUUGCAAUGGCCAGUUUUUUGCAGAAAAAAUAAAUGGUGUCAAAGAUGGUGCCGUACUCGAAACUACUCAGCUGUUAUCAAAUGAUGUGCAGUCAAAUUAUUCUCGUCGAAUAAUCUCUGACAAUCGGAUUUUCAGAAGUGUUGAUUUCGAUGACUUCACCUCUCGAUGUAAGAUUGAAUGGCAAGGUGCUUCGGAGAGCAAUAAUGAUGAAGAAGCAAAUAAGUGGCUGAGCACUGCUCAUGUGGACGGUAGUAGUGGUCAAGAUCCACAGUAUGGUUCGGAGUUUUCAUUGAAUGGUUGUACUCGAGAUAGAGAUGAAGAGUUAGGUCGAAGGCAAAAUAUUGAGCGAGAAGCAGCUAUUGAACGUUCACGUCAAAAAAGACGCAUGGCCAGUCAAAGCUCAGCGUUAUCUGAGAGCGAAGCUGGUAGUGUACCGUCCGGUUAUGGAUCUGUCAGAAUGAUGAGCGCCUAUGAAAAUGAUUCAUAUCCUGAUUUUGAACAGUCAACUCGUGCUAGUUCUGGAAUGCAGAAAAUCAGUGAUGAUUCGGUGGAUCGAACUGGAGAAUGUUGGAAUGCUUUGAAUAGUAUAUGCGAUGAGCAAGAGUCGACGCAACGAGCUGAAUUUCGAAUGUUAAAACGUCCAGAAAGUAAAGGAGAUAUCUCACAGCAGCUAUCUCAGUUAAGUGUAACAGAUAGUCCAAUAAAUGAAGACGAAGAUGAAGAACUGCAAUUGACAAAGCUUUCACGGCCUGCAACAAAGAUUAUCAAACGAAUGGCUCCUGGAAGUGACAGAACCAGUCAGUCAUCUCAGACUGUAACUUCACAAACACAGCGUAAAUCAGCGCAUCAGCAGCAUAAAAAUGUAGACAGAAGGACUGAUGAUUCACGUAGUGGUCAGACUUUGUUCCGCCGCGAAAAGGUUGAAAGUAGUCAGUCGGACGAGUGGGCUGUUCAUAAGCAAAAAAAUUCAUUAGUUAUCGUGGGACAAGAUGUAACGGAAGAUGCACGUGUUGUAAAUCUGGCACAUAAAUUGAUAGCGCCGCUACCUGCAGAUAAUGUGUGGGAGAAACGUGCCGAGGAGCGUGAAAGUGCAGAACGGGAACAACGUGCCACACAAUUAGAAGUCUUACAUCAAAUUGAUUUGCAGCAGCAGCUCCCUGUGACUGAUGAACAGUCAGAUGCAAGAACGGACGGAUUGGUGGAAGAUAUGUUAGCUUCAAGGCGUAAUGUAAAUGCUUAUGCAAGAACCGAGCACUUACAUAACAGAAAAAUUGCCAAUAGAACUCGAAAUCGAGAUACUCAAAAAUGGGUAGAGAAAAAAUAUAACUACCAGCAGCGUAGCGAUUUGAGCACUACCAACUAUUUUUCGCCUGAGGAGAGUGGGAAUGUAGGGACAGAUGGUAGCAGUGGGAUUUUUCGUGGUCAGCGAGAAUUUGUAAAUUCGAAAGUUCAUCGUUCUGGACGUGGUUCCUCACUCGUAAAUUCUCGUAGCGGUAGAGGCUAUGGUCGUGGUAGCUUUUUAGGAAUGCGUCGUGGUGGUAGUAUGCCGCAUCAGAAUCAUAGCGCUGAGCAAGUACGUCGUCCUCAAAAUAGAUAUCGGAAUCAACAUCGUGUCAAUUGUCAAGAACCAGAGGAAGAUAACUUUUCAAACAUGGGAGAAUUUCGUGUCGAAGAUACAUAUCUAAAUACGGCUGUGGUCAAUGAACCUUUGGUAGAAGAUAAAGCAGAUGACGAACUCUCUGGCACUGCAGCAGUACAUAAAGAGGAGCGUCAUACGCCAAAUAAAAGUGUCAGUCGUCAAAGUGGUACUCAUAGAAGCGCUCAACAGUUGUAUGAGCCUAAGAAGCGUCAAGAAUAUGGUCGCAUAGGGAAAAGAGGUGGUCGCAUCGUUCCAGCGAAAAUUGAUGUUAUACGCACUAGUGAUGUGCGUGCAGUUGAUGCCUACCAAAAUCCGCCUGAAAGGGGAAAACGGAAAAAGGCUAAUGAUGAAAACAGAGGAUUAGAAAAUGAUGGUUCACGCAGUAAUGAAUUAUGUAUACGAGGAGGACGAACAGCGCAGAAUACCCGUGGAUCCAGAAAUGCUGAUGUGCACCAAGCUAAAACUCAUAACGCUAAUGUGGCGGAUGGUUUUACCGAACGCACUGUUUAUUUGAAAUCACCUGUGACUUCGGAAGGACAUGAGGAAUGGGAAACAGCUUCGGAAAGUAGUGAUAUAGCUGAUCGACAGAAACAUAUGCGACGACCGAAUGUGCUACCAAAAUAUAGCAAUUCACGUAGAACCAUGCGUUCGAGUAAUGGGCAUCGUGACAGCACCGGUACUGCGCCUAUUCGUACUGCAAUCAACUCAAAAAACGUGAAACCCGCCAGCACUACGUCGCACGUGGUCGCCCGCAGCGCCCAAUUAGCAAAAGAAGAAGCAGCGCAGAUAACACAGGGUGAAGCAACACGAAAGUCAGACACCUGCAAAGACGGGCUGGCGGGAGUCGACAUCAAUAAUGCAGGUGUGAUCGUCAUAGAUGAUCGUCCAGACAGACAAGUGGAUGAUACUGCUGAAAAUAAUGAUGAUUUUGAAGAAGUAUUGUCUAAAAAAAGUCGGAAACUUCGGCAGCAACAAAUUAAUGUACAAAUUGAAGCAGAAGAACGUAGAAAGUUGAAAGAAAAGGAAAAAAUCGAACGAAGAAAAGUGAAAUUGUUAGCAAAACGCACAGAAAAGAAAUUGGCGAUAAAAGAUAUCAGGACACUUAAAGCCGGUGCUAAUGCAAGUAGUGAAAAUGAUACAAAGUAUGGUACAACAAAUACAGUUAGCCAUGAAGUCAAAGAUGUUAAUCAGAGUAUCAAUCGUCUUAGUUUGGCGAGUUCACAAAACACUUUAAACACAACUGUUUGGAACAGUUCGAUUAUACGAGAGCAAGCGACAAAUCAUUCACCACCUGUUGAAAACCGUCCUGUAAUUCCGUCGCCAAUAGCACGCCCCACUCCGAAAGGAGUCAUUUCUUCGCUCUCAAAUAGUUCUCUGAAAAAAGAAACUUUAUGGAAUGGAACAGAGGAAGGACAUCAUGUUACUCAAAGUGUUUGUUUUUGUAAUAUUUCAGUAAAAGGUCCAGAUGAAAGUGAUUAUGAGGCAAUUUCGGAAGGUCCAGUAAAGAAAGGUACUGUGGAAUUCGCCACCAAUUUCAGUACGACCUCCUCAGUACGGAGAGAAAACAGACAAUAUGACUUUACAUUUGAUUCUUCGUUGCAAAAUAACGUGCAAGCCUUGAAGGGACCAUCGAAAGAAACUUUCUUGUCGAAAACUGAUGAUACUUCAUCUUUAGCAAAGGUUGACAUUGAAUCAAAUGAUGAUGAUUGCCUUAAGCAAAGAUUGGAUAAAGUAAAGGAUUUCUGGCCAGGUCAGCAACAAUUUGCUAAUAAUUUACUUGGAAAUGCAAACGAAAAUUCUGGAAUAACACCAUUAGUCACUGAUAAAGGUGGACCAGCUAAUAAUGUUGGGGUUUCAUCAGUGCCGCAUGGACCAAAUGUUGCAAAGGUACGACCUCAGCCUCAGGCUAGUGAACAAGUAUCAAGUGGUGCUGUAGCAAACCUAAAAGAAACAAGUUCAUCAACUCCAUUUGUUUCACUUUUACCGCCACCUUCCCCUAUAGCUUGCUUGCCACCUGGAACUUAUUUGCAAUCUCUGACGCAGGUUCCACCUCCUGCACCUUUUCCUCAUUAUUCUGUGAUGUUCGGUGAACCAUAUAACCCAAAUUCAAAUUCGUCCACUGCAUCUUCUGCACCGGCACUUAUUGGAAAUGCUGUAUCAGCAAGUCAAGCGCAGACAACUCGUUCACGACCUGCUUCAUUUGUUGAGCAGUCGCAGCUUUUUAUUCACCCUCCUCCUAAUGGUGCUGCGGGAAGUAAUAUAACAUGGUCGAAUUCUAGUCCUCAGAUUGAAUUGCUCGCUAGAAUUAGUGCCACACCUCCUCUUCCAUCUCAAGCUGUCAGUUCUGUGCAACGCUUUCAAGUUAAUCCGCCUCGUUCAACUUCUUCCUUUGGUCCUGUACCCUCAAUUUUGAGCAACAAUGGUAAGAUUCCACAUUUAGGACGACCUCCGCCACAUACUCAUCAAGUUCCUCCGCCAUUACACCCACCCCAUAGUUUCAUGGCUCCUCCUCCUGAUUUUGUGUCUUUACAAAACACCAAUUUGAAUUCGAUUGGUAACCAGCAUAGUAGUGAAGCACAAAAUACAGCGAGCAGUCUCUUAUCUAGAAAUGCAAAUGGUGUUAUCGGACAAAUUCCACAUUUGCAACAGGCAUUAAAUUUUUCGCAGCCAUCUCAAACAGGGUAUUCCAUGUCAGCAGCUGGAAAUUUUAGUCAAACACCGCAACUCCAUCCGUUUACAGCCCCUCCACCACCAAUACGAUAUCCCGCAGUUCCGCCACAGCUUUCUAACAAUGAAGGAAAUGGCGUAAUGGCACCUGGUUGGGCCAGAGCACAGACAUUAUCUUUCAAGUAUCCAAGUAAUGCUGUUCUUCCUGUGAGUCGUCCCGCACUUUCACGUUUGCAAGCAUCGGAUCGUUGGGUAGUACCAGUGAGUCUGCCUAUGCAGCAAUAUCAUGGUAUACAAAAUUACCAGGUUUUUUUUGCCUCUAAAGGUGCUUGUCUCCAUUCAAAGCAGAUUUGCUGGAGAUCUAAUCACCAUAAUGUUAGUAAGGAUGGUAGUGACGUAAUGAUUCACAGCAGCUUUCAAAGAACGCUUGUAAACAAUACGCGAAUUCAGACGCCUGAAGACACCAGCAUACGUGCGAAUUCGGUUUCAAGUAUUUCUGCUUCUGGUGGUACUACGGAAUCAUUGGAUAUAAGUUCAAAUCGACGAAAGAAGACGGCUAAAGUUUAA
Molecule: messenger RNA, 5976 nt
Organism: Thelazia callipaeda (thelaziosis nematode)
Lineage: Eukaryota; Metazoa; Nematoda; Chromadorea; Rhabditida; Thelaziidae
Source: the annotation of a GenBank genome assembly